UCGUCCCAGCAUCCCGACCCAGGCCCAGGCCCCCGGCCCCUCCCUCGGCCUGCUUCCCAAAUAGGUCCCAGUCCCGGCCUGGACACCAGCGAAUGCCCAGAUCGAGGUCCCAACCCAGGCCCCCCCUCCAGCCUCAGACCCUGGCGGGGCCCCCUUCCCCGCCUCUGCCCUUGUUCCACCUCCUGUCACAAAUCCCCGCCCCACCCCGGUCCCAAUCCCAUCCCCAGGGUUUGCUUAAGCCCAGGGCCCAAACGCUGCCCUCACUCCAGUCCCCAUCACAGUCUCUUCUUCUAUCCCAGCCCCUGCCCCUUUGCAAGCCCCGGUGCCCAGCCCAGCCCAGCCCAUUGUCUCAGCCUUUGCCCUCUGCUCUGUGUUUACCCGCGUCUCUCCCACCACCCACCCCUCUCUCUCACACCCUGCCCCUCUCCCCGCCUCGGCUCAGGUCUGGGCUCCAGCUGCCUCCAGCCCUGUUGCUGCUGUUGCUGUUUUCUGUCCUUGGCCCAGGGGCUGGAGGCCUCUUCCUGACCGAUUACUCCACCUGCUCACCCCGCAAGCUGAGUCCUUUCCGCUCCUUUGCCAGCACCGAACUCUUCCACUUCCAUGUUCCUGAGGACACAUUCCUGGCUGUUUGGAACCUCAUCAUCUUCAAGGAGCAGGGGGGAUCCUUUGGGGACCACUGCCCAGACCAAAGUGUGACUGUGUAUUUCCGGUCUGGGGCACCCCCUGUCAUCAAUCCCCUGCACACACACUUCCCAGGGGACACGGCUGUGCCUGGGGUUUUCUCACUGACCCUCAGCUGGACACUGCCCAACCGCACUUCAGGCAUCUUUAACGUCAGCAGCCCCUUACCUGGGGACUGGUUCUUGGCUGCCCACCUUCCCCAGGCCCACGGCCACAUCUCUGUCAAGGGUCUCCAGGAUGAGUGUCAGUACCUCCUUCAGCCGCAGCUGAUUGUCCGGCGUUUACUGGACGUUGCUGUGCUGGUGCCUGGCCGUCCCUCAGAGCAAACCCUCUCCCCCCACAAUCGCUCAGCCCUAUACAAGGUCUUUGUGCCCAGCUUCACUUACAGGGUUUCAGCACAGUUGGUGUGUGUGGGGGGCCGAGGGGCAUCCGCCUGCCCCCUGACACUUCGCCUACGUCCCAAGGCCCCACCCCUGCACAACUCAAGCUCUGUGGCAUGUGGAGGUGCCUCGGUAUGCCAGCUGGAGCUAGCACUGCCCCCUUGGGGGCGCUGGGUCUACGUGCGGGUGGAGACGAACCGUGGCUCUGGCAGGACCAUCCGCUUCCAGCUGUGCGUGCGGUUGCAAGAAUGCCCGAAGCCCAACCUGUCUCGUGCCCUGGCCCCUGGAGCUGCCAUGAACAUGCCCCAGUCACUGGGCAACCAACCACUGCCCCUAGAGCCACCAUCCCUUGGUGCCCUCGUGGAAGGGCCUGGGGCCACAUCUCCACCUGAGCACUGCUGGCCAGUGCGCCCGACUCUGCGCAAUGAGCUGGACACCUUCUCCGUCCACUUCUACAUCUUCUUUGGCCCCAGCGUGGCCCUCCCCCCUGAGCGCCCUGCUGUGUUUGGCCUGAGGCUGCUGCCGGUGCUGGACAGUGGAGGUGUCCUUAGCCUGGAGCUCCAUCUCAAUGCGAGCUCCCUGCGCCAGGAAAAUGUGACCGUGUUUGGAUGCCUGACUCACGAGGUGCCUUUGAGCCUGGGGGAUGCAGCAGUGACUUGUUCCAAAGAGUCCCUUGCUGGCUUCCUCCUCUCGGUCAGCGCCACAUCCAGAGUGGCCAGGCUGCGAAUCCCGUUCCCACAGACCGGGACGUGGUUCCUGACCCUCCGCUCCCUGCUGGGUGUGGAGAAAACGGGAGGGCGGUGCUAGGGUGAGACCACCCUCCCGGGGCAGGGGCACAGGGCUUAGCUAGAGGCCCCCAGCUGAAGGGUCUGCUGACCUCACGACUGCCUCCAUACCCACCCUGUGCCUUCCCCGCCCGCAGGGUGGCGGGGCUGGGGCUGCACCGACAGCGCGGAUGCGCUCACCUACGGGUUCCAGCUGCUGUCCACACUCCUGCUCUGCCUGAGCAACCUCAUGUUCUUGCCACCCGUGGUCCUGGCCAUUCGGAGCCGGUAUGUUCUGGAAGCUGCUGUCUACACCUUCACCAUGUUCUUCUCCACGUUCUAUCAUGCCUGUGACCAGCCAGGCAUUGUGGUUUUCUGCAUCAUGGACUACGAUGUGCUACAGUUUUGUGAUUUCCUGGGCUCCUUAAUGUCCGUGUGGGUCACUGUCAUUGCCAUGGCUCGUUUACAGCCUGUGGUCAAGCAGGUGCUGUAUUUGCUGGGGGCUAUGCUGCUGUCCAUGGCUCUGCAGCUUGACCGGCAUGGACUCUGGAACCUGCUUGGACCCAGUCUCUUCGCCCUGGGGAUCUUGGCUACAGCCUGGACAGUACGCAGCGUCCGCCGUCGGCACUGCUAUCCACCCACAUGGCGCCGCUGGCUUUUCUACCUGUGCCCUGGCAGCCUUAUUGCAGGCAGUGCCAUCCUGCUCUAUGCUUUUGUGGAGACACGAGACAACUACUUCUACAUUCACAGCAUUUGGCAUAUGCUCAUCGCUGGCAGUGUGGGCUUCUUGCUGCCCCCUCGUGCCAAGACUGACCACCGGGUUCCACCUGGAGCUCGGGCCCGGGGCUGCGGUUACCAGCUGUGCAUCAAUGAGCAGGAGGAGCUGGGCCUUGUGGGCCCAGGAGGGGCCCCUGUCAGCAGUAUCUGUACCAGCUGAGAGGGGCUUUGAGUCUGGCCCUCGGAACAUGAACCCUUCCCAGAGCGCAAAGAGCCCUUCCUGGGUUUUUCCAGGCAGUGCGUGCGGAGCUUUCCCAGGGAUGAGAGACAAGUUGUGUUUCUUGAGGACUUGGUGUCUUCCUUGACGUGGAACUCUUCCAGGGACCUGGCACACUUCCUGAAGAUUGGAGCCAUCCUGCAGCCAUUGAGUCUUUCAGGGCUGUAGCCUGUGCAGGGCCUCAGAGCCCCCAAGGACCAGCAGUCCCUCUGAGGGCGUGGAGCCCCUCCCAGGGAUACGGAGCCCUCCUGAGGACACGGAUUCCCCUGGGGAGACAAAGCCCUCCCAGGACAUGGCAUCAUUCCUGAGGAAGUGGAGUCCAUUUUGGGGAAACUGAGUCUCCAGAUCUUCCAGCAGCUCAGCAACUCUGGCCUCAGGCCUCCUUCCCAGAAGCAGCAUCUGUGCUGGGCUGUGCUGGGAGGGCACAUGCAGGACAGAUGGGACUGGGACUAGGGCUGGUAUCUUGAGUUGAUGCAGGUGGAGUCUGGUGUGUCUCCAAUGAAGUAUUUGCUGGUUCUGUGC
Messenger RNA from Myotis brandtii (Brandt's bat), 3341 nucleotides. RefSeq names its product transmembrane protein 8B (gene TMEM8B). The record is from RefSeq and is a predicted model, not a curated record. Gene Ontology annotation, cellular component: plasma membrane. Lineage: Eukaryota; Metazoa; Chordata; Mammalia; Chiroptera; Vespertilionidae. The transcript has 12 exons.